CAACGUCGACUCCCACACUUACUAGAGGCCACUGUCACCGGCGGCUACUCCGCCGCCACUGUCAGCUCUGCAUCAACUGCUAUCUCUUUUUCCAUUUUCAUGUUUAGUCUUUUUCCCUUGCUCAUUCUUCACCUUCUCUCACAUCCCAUUUUUGUGGAACUCUUGGAAUCAUCUUCUCACGCCAAAGUCAUCAGAUUCCCAAUACUUCAGACCUGCGACACCUCGGGAAGAGGUAGAUUAGGAAGGAGAGAUAGAGGUAAUUCGGGUCCCAAAUGGGUCGACCCAAUUAUUCAUCUCCAUCUCCCCUCUAUAAAUCCCAGCAAAAAUCAGAACCAAAAACCAAAAGUCAAGUACUGUAAGAUUUGAGCCAGAGAAAGAAACAACAACAACAUACCCACAUACAGGGUUUUGGGGGUGUACUGUGUCCGUUAGAGAGACUGUUUCCAAUAGACAAAUCGAGCCACAAAAAGAAGGUGAAAGAUAAAAUGGUGACAUCAAUUGAGCAAGUGACUAUCCCCGAUCACCUCCCAGAGUUCUUUAAGAUUUAUCACCCUCAAAUAUGCAACUUCCAACUGAGAAUUCCACCGGCCUUUCUCAAGUUUUUCAAUGGAGACAUUCCUUCAAACUAUAUGCUUGAAGAUCUUGCAGGGGAAUCUUGGAAGGUUGUUGUGGAAAAGAAUGACAAUGAUUUCUUUUUCAUGGGAGGUUGGCCAGACUUUGUGUGGAACAAUAAUUUGGAAUUUGGAGAAUUUUUAACCUUUUCCUAUGCUGGAAAUUCACACUUUUACGUUAAAAUAUAUGGGAUAAAUGGAAGCUUAAAGCGGGACGUAACUGCCAUCAACGAGCCUGAGCUGCAUCCAUUGGACGAAGAAAUUGUGCAUGUUCCAAAAAUCGUCAACUUACAAGUGAGCAUCUGGUUCAGAGAUAGGUUCAUCAGCUCGGCCAGUUGAUCAAGCACUUAAUGAAUCAGGAGACUUGGUUGUCUCUGUCACUUCAUUCGACAUUGUCAUCAAGCCAUCCUACAUUCGAAAAAGCGCUUGGUAAGUUAUUAUUUGCUAAUUUGUAUAUAUUCAUAAAUACUUAAAUGCAACUAAUUUUCGAAAAUGUCAUUACAUAUAAUUGCUUUAGUGUCAACUAUGCGAAACAGUAUAAAAAUUCAUGUCUUGUAGUCACUUUUAUCCAGUGGCUUAUUUAAUUCCUUUUACAAGAGUUUCUAGGAUUGACAUUUAUGUCCAAUAAUUUCCCAACAAAAGAAACUUCUAAAGAAAAUAGAAGCUUCGAUAUAUUCUUGCGAGCUAAUUAGUUGAAAUUGUUGACUUUUUUAGGAAGAUAGAAUUGUGUGAAAUGUUGUGCAAUUUAUUAUUGAGCAAAAGGUAAAUGUUUCAUUAAAAGAAAAGUGAUUAGUUCUCCAUUAGCUUCCUAAGGAACUGACAAAAUCAAUCAGAUGAUUUAUAUCAUUUACACCAUAAAAUUAGACCAAACUGACAACACGUAUAAGCAAUUGUUUUUCAGCUGAUGCACAUUUGUUCCUGUUCAUUCAAUAGCACCCAAAAUAUAGCUAGAGGGAUACAAUUCCAUAUUCUUAUAAUCGGCUUAUGAGUCCUUCCUCUCCAGUUGCAAAGAACCUGUUUUGUGUUCCCUGUAAAGACCCAUUUGAUAUUGACCAGAUUUAAGAAUAGUUUCCACAACUCCCUAGCUAUUGUACAAUAUAUAAAUAAGUGAUUGACUGGUUCUAUAUCGUUUUUCACGCAAAGAACAUCUACUGCAUGAGAUAAAAACUCUUUGGGCUAGAAUAUCUUGUGCAAGGCAUCCCUGCAGAAUGAAUCUUCAUUUCCACUUCUAGUAAGAGCUUUGUAUCCUUCCCUUACUGUAUAAUUUCCACCAGCUUCCCCUUUCAUAAGUAAUGCAUCUCGUCCUACAUUUGAUAACUUCAUUCUUCUAUCCUGCCCAUCAACUGCAGCCACUGUCCAUCCCCAAGUCAUGAAAUUUCCUUCUAAAAUGUUGCGCUUCAGAGUUUAUGGGAAUGUAAUAUUGAGAUCCUCUGAAAGACAUCUAUUUGAUUCUGUGUGUUUCUUUGACCUGAAUGUUUGAUGAAGAGAAAUUUUUUUACCUCCAAAAACAUUAAAACUUCAGAUGCAUAUAAUUCGCAGAAUAUGAUGAUUAUAUAGUUGUAACUUUGCAUGUCGUCACUAUAACUCAGCUAUGUGAAUAUUAUUGGUCAAGUGGUAUUCUUUGAAGUAGUUGAAUAUAUACUUUGAAUGGUAAUGGAAGUUGUCUUACUGCUUGUUGUAGUGUUUUAGUUCAUUACAUCUGAUACCAAUCACUUGAUUAUUAAAUGUGUAUUGUGUCUGAGCAUGUUUUGGACGAUACAUACUUGUGCGGAAUGUACCGGCUGCUUUUGGCAAUAGAUACUUGAACAGGGGGCAAGGGCAAAACUUUGAGGCUACUCUUCAAACUGAUAGAGGUAGCUGGCCGGUUUCAGUUCACAGUUCUGAUAGACUUCUCCUGCGGACUGGGUUCGGAGAAUUUAUAGCCGGUAAUGCUUUGCGUGAAGGAGAUGUUUGCCAAUUUAAACUGAUUGAUGAGGAGAAGUUCAUACUGGAAGUUAGCAUUAGAAGACAACUUAAGUAAAGUAGUAAUAAAAAUAGAGGCGAAUCUCUUUGAUCAUUUGGCUUAAUAUCUAUCUGAUUCAAAUAUUUCUACCUGAGAGAAAGAGAGCUAUAUGUUUACUAAGCAUUGCAUAGUACUGGAAUAGAAGGUUUAUGUAUCAGUAGUUUAAUUUAGUGAAUUUACAUCAUUGUAUGAUAUGCUAAAUGCUUUAGGCAAACAAAAGAAGGGUAAAAAACAAAAUGGUGAGACUAGUUGAAGAAGUCAUUGUCCCUGAUCACUACCUUGAGUUCUUCAAGAUUUCUAUAUGUCCCUGAUAUAUGCUUUCAGAAACUUGUAAUCUCUUCUUUUCUCUGUUGCAAGUUCAGAAAUACUCGCAUGAUUCACACGACACUAUUUCUAAUGGAUGCAGAAAAGAUUGUUUAAUUU
This is a messenger RNA of Nicotiana attenuata, 3036 nucleotides long. Its product is annotated as putative B3 domain-containing protein At5g66980. Gene Ontology annotation, molecular function: DNA binding. Lineage: Eukaryota; Viridiplantae; Streptophyta; Magnoliopsida; Solanales; Solanaceae. Bases 486 to 950 code for a protein of 154 amino acids. The record is from RefSeq and is a predicted model, not a curated record. The transcript has 4 exons.